Messenger RNA from Lathyrus oleraceus (garden pea), 633 nucleotides. Its product is annotated as probable histone H2B.3. The record is from RefSeq and is a predicted model, not a curated record. Gene Ontology annotation, molecular function: DNA binding; protein heterodimerization activity; structural constituent of chromatin. The transcript has a single exon. Gene Ontology annotation, cellular component: nucleosome. The coding region runs from base 88 to 507 and encodes 139 amino acids. Lineage: Eukaryota; Viridiplantae; Streptophyta; Magnoliopsida; Fabales; Fabaceae.
CACUUACAUCAAUCUUCAACCACUCGUUGUCAGCGAUCACCUCUCUUUCGUUUUCACCACCAAUUCAGUAACAAUCAAACAUCACCAAUGGCUCCAACGAAGGCCGAGAAGAAGCCAGCCGAGAAGAAACCCGCAGCAGAGAAGUCCCCUGCAGAGAAGAAACCUAAGGCUGAGAAGAAGAUCUCGAAGGAAGGAGGAAGCGACAAGAAGAAGAAGAAGUCCAAGAAGAGCGUUGAGACCUACAAGAUCUACAUCUUCAAGGUGUUGAAGCAGGUUCAUCCUGAUAUCGGUGUCUCCAGCAAGGCUAUGGGAAUCAUGAACAGUUUCAUCAACGACAUUUUUGAGAAACUCGCUCAGGAAUCCUCCCGUUUGGCUAGGUAUAACAAGAAGCCAACUAUUACAUCUCGGGAGAUUCAAACCGCUGUUAGAUUGGUUCUCCCCGGGGAGUUGGCCAAACACGCCGUCUCCGAGGGUACCAAGGCCGUCACCAAAUUCACCAGUUCUUGAAUUAUCUGCUCUGUUAUUAUUCUCUCUAUAGGGUUUAGCUUGAUUUUUGUUGAAUUAGUUUUUUUUAAUGGAGCAUUGAUGUAUAUAAUGGUUAUAAUCAAUUUAAAUGAUAUUUAAAAUUCUUCA